AACGAUCACGAAAGAUAGCAAAGGCGGGCACCAAGACCCAUCAACAAGCAGAGCCUGCCUUGGCCUGGACUGGCUUGACUCAAGCCGGAUACUGCGACGGCAUCAGCACGCAAUCCGGCGGCGACAAGAGCGUCACAGCGCCUAUCCAUGGAGACUUGCAGGCCUGUGGACCUCGGAUACGGACUGGAAUUAUGGGCCGAGGGGACUAGUCCGACUAGGCGUGCCAUGCUCCGCCCUGUCAAACCCUUUGCUCGCCCCCCGUGGGACUUUUUUCUUCCAACCCAACCCAACCACCGACUCUUGCCUAACCCAACACGAUGGGACCCUGAAACACGCUCUGCCCCCUUCACUGACUAUUUUGUUCAGCCCACGCGCCUUACUUCGCUACGCGUCGUCACCCUAGCACCUCCAGCAGGAUCAUUUGAAUUGCGCUCAUUUCACUGCCAUAGUUGUCUCGCAAGCGUCUCAUCAGCAAAGUCACGCCAUGACCUGCAACGAGAAUAUGGCUCAGUCAACACAUCACGCGACUCAUCUGGCUGCACAAAGCCUGAUUCACGGACACUCCGCACAGCAGCAAUUUUGACUGAAAUUUUCCCUCCCACGUCCAGGCAGCCAGCGACCAGGAAGCAAGAGGCAGGUUGUGGGUUUUUUCCUUUUUCAUGCCCUCUCAUUUUGAGAACCCAACCGCCCGCUGGCUCUGUGAGUCAUUCAACUGUGGCCAACCAGGAAGCAGUUAGCCAGCAAAGUGCCCCCCCUCGCAAUGCUAAGGAGGCUGGAGCUGUGCGCCCACUGACUGGCUUCUUGCAUCAUGUACUCAGUACAACGACUUACUGGCAGCCGCCCUUAGAUCUUGCAGUCGUCAUGGUUGUUCACUUUUGGAUGCUGAUGCAUUCUUUAUUUAUCACGCUGCAUUUAUGUGCUUUUGCACCGCUUUCUUGUUAUGCGAGACUGAGCGUUGAGUGAUGCAUGAUUCCCAACGCCUGGGCUAGAUUUUACAAACCUGCAUGUCAUGACUCUUGGAAACCCCAGUCUGCAUUGAGGACACGUUCCAGGAUGCCACCGUCAAUUUGACACCGAGUGGUGACACGAAAAUUUUGAUUGUCAAGGAUCGCCAAGUAUGGUUACCUCUUACGAGAACGCGUCAAAUUACCGGGGCUUGCUGACACAAGUACCUCACUAACAAUUUUCUGGUCCCACGACUUAUC
This is a messenger RNA of Fusarium redolens, 1205 nucleotides long. RefSeq lists its product as uncharacterized. Bases 148 to 963 code for a protein of 271 amino acids. The record is from RefSeq and is a predicted model, not a curated record. The transcript has 2 exons. NCBI's taxonomy places the organism in Eukaryota, Fungi, Ascomycota, Sordariomycetes, Hypocreales, Nectriaceae.